Molecule: messenger RNA, 1836 nt
Organism: Suhomyces tanzawaensis NRRL Y-17324
Lineage: Eukaryota; Fungi; Ascomycota; Pichiomycetes; Serinales; Debaryomycetaceae
Exons: 2
Molecular function (GO): protein binding
Source: RefSeq, a predicted model, not a curated record
CUUAUUGGGAACUCCCCGUUCCACAACAUGAAGGCUACCAUCGUGCCUUGCACUGAUGCUAACAUCGUCUUCUUGUAUGGAGGAUUUGACUCCAUGGAUGAACUAGAUAGUAACAUUUAUCUCCUCGAUCUAAAAUCAAAAACCUGGACCGUUGACAGCCAGCACAAAAACCUAUUUCGAGAGGGGCACCUGGCUACGUAUAUAGGAGACGGGAACGUUUUGGUGUUUGGAGGGAUCCCCACGGAAGAUGGGUUUAUCAAUGGAGUGAACGAUGUGACUAGAGACCGCUUGGGGUUUAGCCCUGACGUUCUUAUGAUGGUGUACAAUAUUUAUGACAAGAAAUGGAUUGCAGCACCGCCAUUUGCGCUAGAUGGAGCUCCCGAGUCGAGGUCGCGGCAUGCUUCGUGUUUGUCGCCAGAUGGUACGAAGCUCUAUGUGAGUGGUGGAAUACAUAAAUCGUUACCCUUGGAUGAUCUCUACACCUACGACCUUAAAAAUGGCAAAUGGUCCACCCCAGUGAAUUUCGUGUCGAGAUUCAACCAUUCGAUAUCGAUCCACGGAGAUAAGCUCUAUGCCUUUGGAGGCAUCGACAGAGAUAUGAACCAUUACAAAAAUGUGAUCACGUACUAUUCAUUGUCCAACGGUACGAUAGGCGAGAUUUCCAACAUCACGGACGUCAGGUUGGCUGAUGGAAUAGGCAGCAAUUUGAGCUCAGCUACGUCCUACUUGUCCUAUCAAUGCGAAAGAUUAUACCUUCCAUCGGACUUCCAUGCCUCCGUACAGCUUGAUAUUAAGCUCCCACUCUGGACUAACCCCGAGCUCUUUGAUAUAUCUAUGAUAGAUCUCAGGGAUUUCAAGCGGCAGAGCAUUCUUAACAUGGUGGAGCUCAAUUUAUUCUUUAUGAACCUGAGCACAAAUAUAACAGACUACGUGUGGAACGAGGCUUUUGUGGCCAACGAUUCGCUCUUCAUGUUGGGCGGCCAGAAGGAAAGCAACAUACGAGAAACGAAUGCAACUCAAGGUGCAUUCGGCAUUAAUACGAGAAACUACGACUCGUAUAGCGAAAGCAUAGAAUAUGACCAAUACGGAGAACCCGUGGAAAAUAUUGAUCCAGAAGUUGAUGAGCCUGAUCGAUACUCCAAGAUUAAUAGCUUAAUGGAAAUAAAACUUAAGGACUUCGAAUUUGCACCUACGACCAAAGAUCCAGAUACCCACUCUUUGGUUUCUGAUCUCGAGAAGAUGUAUCUUGAUGAAGAGUUUUCUGACUUUGACAUAUACACCUUGAACGACUCGGAAAACAAAACACUUCAUUUUGAUGUUGAUCUAGCAAAAUUACAAGACAACCAGAAUUUCAAAGUCAUAAGGGUUCACAAAUCGAUUUUGGCUGCUCGCUGGGAACAUUUUAGAAGAGUAUUAUCUUCUGGCAUGAACGAAGUUAAAUUAGGUAGAAUGUUCAUUCCUGAACCAUUCAGACUCAUUAGAGGUAUGAUUUAUUACUUGUAUACUGAAACUUUGAACGAAGCAAAGAUUUAUGAGUCUUACACCAUCAUAGACCUUUGUGAAUUACUACACUUGACUGAUGUGUACGAGUUGCAGGGACUAAGAACUAUAGUACUAGAACGUAUGUUUGAGGCAUUUGAGGGAUUACAAAAUUCUAUGGAUAAUGAAGAAGAAGCAAUAGAAAUUUGCCUCAGCUUAUGGAGAUGUUUGAACAGAGUAGGAGAGAGCACUCUUCUUCUCGAAGUGUUGAGUAUCAUUAAAAAGAAGUGGAAACCUAUUACCAAUUCUGUUUCAUUCACGAACUUAACGAAACAAGAGCUAAUAGAGCUAUGCAAG